UUUGUCAAUUUUAUCCAGAAUUUGAAGUUCUAUCAAGUUAGUGUAAUUUCCUUAUAAAAUUGGUGGUGCUUGUUAUUAUUCAUAUUUUUGAUAUUUUUAAUAGUUAUAAGACGUUAGCGCUGAUUCGAUCGUUAUUUUUCGAAGUCUAUUAAAUUUUUUUAUUCAUUCCUAUCGUAGAUUUUUGUACGGUAUUGUUAAGGUUUUUGGAUAUAUUUUUUCUUAAAUUGUUAGUAUGUUCUAAACUUUCUUCAUUGUUCGAUAACGAAAAGUGCUCAAACUUUUUUACAUUAAUAAAAGAAUGGCAGAUUCGGCUAGUGAAUCAGAUUCCAGUAGCAUUGAUGGUGGACCCAUCAUGAUGCCACCCAGUCCCAUAACUAGGGAGCAACUUCAGAAGCGCAUCGAAAGUCUUCAGCAGCAAAACCGGGUGCUGAAGGUAGAGUUAGAAACUUAUAAAUUACGCGUGAAAGCGCUCCAAGAGGAAAACAGGGAUCUUAGAAAGGCAUCAGUUAUAAUACAAGCGAAAGCAGAACAAGAGGAGGAAUUCAUCUCAAACACCCUCUUGAAGAAGAUCCAAGUGCUCAAAAAGGAAAAGGAAACACUCGCUCAUCAUUACGAAAGGGAAGAAGAAUGUUUAACCAACGACUUAUCCAGGAAACUGACCCAGCUGCGUCAGGAGAAAUGCCGCCUAGAACAGACCCUCGAACAAGAACAGGAGUGCCUUGUGAAUCGUCUCAUGAGAAAGAUCGAGAAGUUGGAGGCCGAAACGUUGGCUAAGCAAAGCAACCUGGAGCAGUUGCGUCGAGAAAAGGUUGAGCUCGAAAAUACUUUAGAGCAAGAACAAGAAGCUCUCGUCAACAAACUAUGGAAACGAAUGGAUAAACUCGAAGCGGAAAAACGCAUGCUGCAGAUAAAGCUCGAUCAGCCGGUGUCUGAUCCAGCCAGUCCUAGAGAGAUCAGCAAUGGCGAUACUGCCAGUAAUCUUAGCUCGCACAUUCAAACAUUACGUUCAGAAGUGGCCAGAUUGCGUUCCACUUUGGCCAUGAGCCAACAGGAGCACACUCAGAAGAUGCAGCGUUUUGCCCAAGAGGAGAGAAACAUUAAGGAAGAAAAUUUAAGAUUGCAAAGAAAGCUACAGCUUGAAGUGGAAAGAAGAGAGGCAUUGUGCAGGCACUUGUCUGAAAGCGAGAGUUCCCUGGAGAUGGAGGAGGAGAGACAUUAUAAUGAACAGGUAUUGGGCGUGAGACAACACACUGUCUCUCCAGUACCAGCCCCGUAUAAUCCAUCGCCUAGUCAAAGUCGGCCAUUGAGUCCAGGUCUAAACACAUUACAAUCUCCGAGAGACUCGCUAGUGGUAGGUCCGCCCCGUUGUCAUUCUUGCGGACAGUUGUUGAAUCAUCCCGUCAAUCCGGCCUGCAUUUCUGCUGCUUUACAUCCAGUUUCCUCGGGUAGUCCCACGGCACCGCAUCGCAGGCCCAGCGAGAGGUUUAUCAAACCGGCAAUACCAGCUGCACCACCCCAGCCCGCUAGUCCAAUGGACACUUCCGUCAAUAAAGACUAGUAAGAUAAAAGUGAUAUUUGGAUGUAAUCGUUCCUGGUGUUUACAACAAUUAUGCUAUAACGUACGUGCAGAGCUCGAGUAUAUUCGACAUUUCUCCACACGUCCAGAAAUAACUAUCCACCAGAUCAGGAGCAGCUGAUUAUUAUUCAACUUUUUUAGUUUAACAUUAUUUUUGCUUUGUCACACGGUUUUUAUAUAAUAUAUAUUCAUGUACUUACGCCAUUUACAUAUUUCGGGGCUCUCCUAUUUCUGGCUCCAGCUAAACCUUGUUCAUUAUAAAUAGGCGAUAAAGUCACAAACAUACAUAGUGUUGCAUAAUUUCGGGGAUCCUGUCCUGCGGAAGUGUAUAGGGAUAAAUUAGGAGCUCUAGUUGCAAAACGACCAUUCUCCACUUUCACAAAUUUUACAGGAAACACGAAAAUCUAUAACUACGGUAUAUAUGGCACAAUGAGUACAAUUGUUCACACACACACUUAACCCAUUGACACCGAAAUUAAUAAAAAUAUUUUGGAGAAUGGUUGUGUUGCAGCCAACCGUUGUAUAUUGGUUCUUUUGCAAGUUAACAAUGUAGAGAUUGGUUAUUUUUUAAUUUAAUAAAAUUGACAGAACCUUUUUACAAAUUUAUUGAACAAAAAUCGGAUCAUUUCUUCUUCUGGAACUGUUUGAGUGUCAAAAUUAUCCAGGCAUUAUUUGAAGUAAGUUAGGGAACAUCUAUAAACUACAUUGUAUAGAAGAGGGUGGGGAGACUAAAAAGACACUGAAAGGGGGGUCAUGAGUUGCAAUUCCAAAGUUCGCUUGAGGGGAGGUCCUCAACUAUAAACGACGUUUUACGACGAAGGUGGGAAAGGGUAUUAAAAAGUCCCAAAUUUUUUAUGACAUAGUUUAUGCAUGUUCCCUUAGACCUGCCUCCUCCUCCAAUUCUUGACUAAAAUGAUCUUAAAGAAGGUUCCUCACGUCGCGCAACUUAUAUUACUACUUGCAAAUUUUUCCGGAUUGACAAGUGGAUGAUGUGGUGGUGACAACAUUCCUUUGUUGGUGGUCUAAAACUCUUCAGCACUUAUUACGACCAAAUUGGGCAUAGAUUUUUUUAAGAGAUCUAUUGAUGUAAUUUUUGAUUUUAAAUAACCUAAAAUACGAAGUUUGUAAGCCUAUGAAUAAGCAAAUAGCUUGACUGCGCCAGUUAUAAAACUGAAAAUCCUUAUCAGACCGAAGCAGAGUUGAACUCUCACCAACAAUGUAGUAUUCAUCAGGCGUUGGAAUAACUUCUUUUUCCUUUUUAGUUUUUUCUCAAUGUUUUCAAGAACUUGGUCAAGUGGAAGAUACAAAUGACCAAGCAACGAGAUUUUAUAUUCUGUUUUCUCAAUUUUCAUCUUAAAAAACAGUGACUUCUAAUUUAAAAAAAAUAAACACAUAUUUUUUAAAUUUCAUCAAAAUGAUCUUCACACAAAUGUAUUUUAGAUUGUGUAGACAUGAGUGCCGAUUAAACACUUUUCCAAAAAAGAGUCAACAUCCCUAUUGGCUGUCAUUGUAUGUACGAGCAAUAUUAACUCAUUUUGAAGAUAUGUAUAUGAGUGUAUCUUUGAGCCAAAAUUUUUUUUCUUCAGCAGACCAUUUCUCUUCGAUUAUGAGGCGAUGAAUCUCAUGGCAAUCGCCCCUUGUAAUAUGACCCAAGUGAUGUAACUUCUCAUUGGUUAAUAAAGAGUUUUAUUAUUACUCAGUCCCCUAAGAAUCUCUAUGUUCUGCUAAGGAAACUUAAAUCAAUUAAAUUACAAAUACUUGGGAACUUUAAUAAACAAAACUGAAGACCAAAACAAUGAAAUAAAAAUACGUAUCGAAAUUGCCAGAGCCACUGACCUAUAUGGUGUAGAGUCCUGGACUCUCAAACAAAACAACAUAAAAAAUAUUGAAAGUUUCGAGAUGUGGUGCUACCGUCAAAUACUGAAGAUAAGUUGGGUUGCAAGUCACAAACUUUGAAGUAAUGCGAAGGAUAGGAAAAUACCCAGAAAUUUUGUUAACGAUAAAACGAAGAAAACUCGAAUAUUUGGGUCAUCUCAUGAGUGGACAUAAAUACGCAUUACUUCAAAAUAUAAUGCAAGGAAAAAUAUAAGAUAAACGGAAUCCAGGCCGUAGAAGAAUGUCAUGGUUUCAGAAUUUGAGAGAGUGGUUUGGCUGCACCACUAAUAAACUCUAGGUCUGCUGUAAACAAUGUCAGGAUAGCCUUGAUGAUUUCCAAUCUCCGAUAGUAGUGGCACGAGAAGAUUUUACCACAGUCCACGACAAUUCGUUGCUUUGAUAAUCUCCAAGUUGAAUGAUAAAAAUCAAACAUCCUUAUUGUAUGCCUGUUUUUAUUAUUAGAGUCUGAUGUUUUCUUUUCUUUGGGUGCCGUACGUUAUGCAGCAUGUAGACGUCGAUUAUAGCUGGUUGUCAAAUGUACAGAGAUCUUUCUUUCCGCUCUUCUUAUUAUUAUCAUACUGACAUCAGGCCGAACCAGUUUCUUAUAUCUCUGACCUAUGAAUGUCGCCAGGGUCUCUUCAACCUUCAACUUUACCCAUCAAGAUGACAUUUAGGAGAUUAUAUAUUUGUUAUUUCGUGGAAUAUAGCCCAAAUAUGAAACCUGUCACUGCUGAACGAAAUCAAAUAAUUCUCUUUGAACAUUAUUUCUUCUUAGAACCUCACCAUUUCUUACAUGAUCCAGGAAUUCUAAGCAGCCUUCUGAGACACCACAUUUCGAAAUCCUCACACGAUUCAGAGAUCUCAUUUUAAGUAAACAGGUCUCACUUCCAUAUAUCAGGAUGAGCCAAAUUUUUUCUAGCUAUUGUUACUCUUAUACUCAUUUUCAGGCCACAGUCCCACUAACUAUUGAACGUAUAAUAUUUAAAUCCCCAUUCAAUAGCUCCAUUAUGUAUAUUCAACUCAGCUUCCAUAUGGGGUUCUCUCUCUCUCUCUUUCUCUCUGUCUUGUUGUUUCCCCAAUAUUCCUAACAAUGUUUCUCCAUUGGUCUCUAUCUUCAGCUGCUCUAAGAGCUUCGCAGAAUGAGUUUCCAGCUGAAUUCUUUAUUUGGUCAGACCAUCUAGUUGGUGAUCGUCCUCUUGAUCUUCUCCCCGGAACGUUUCCAGAAACAAUUAAUCUCUCCAAACUGUCGUCACCUCUGCAAACCACUAAUUGCCUGCUGAUUGUCAAAUAUUUGGUUUUUGCUAUGUUGAUACCCACUCCUAUAUGAUCCUACUAUGAUAUUGACUAAUUCUUGUAUCACAUGCAAAUUCUGAAGUAUGUCUUUCAAAUCGGCCAAGGAUCUCAAUGAGCUUGUGGUGUCACACACUCUCAAACGCGUUUCCUGGGUGCAUGAAAUAAACUAACGCAUUUACAUCUCUGAAUCGGUACAAAAAGAACAGCAUGUUUAUCGUUCCUGAAGCCAAACUGUAAAGAACUAAUCAGUUGCUCAGAUUUCCUCUCUAUUUGCGUAUGUAUGAUGCACAAGAGCCAUGUUUCCAAAACAUUGGAACAUCGAGAUAAUCAGUAGGUAGUCCUCAUAAUGUGAUGCCUUGUGUUUCUUUGCAGAAGUGACAAAACUGAAUUUCACCCAACCAGAAGGUAUUUUGUCUUAGCUUUAAACUGAAAUUUGCCAUAAUUGCUGUGAUCUGCACCAUCUGUAGAGGAUAUCUGAAGGUCAGUAGAUCUUCAGUUAUCUCAUUUGUAUGAAUCUUAGAAGAAAACUAAACUUCAAUUUUUUCAAGUUAAGAGAGAAUAAUGUUAUCUAAGCAAAAAUUUUUUGUUACCGGAAUAAUAACCAACGAUAUCAAUACAUUUACCUACAGACUGAUACAAGAAUCUUGAAAAUCAGAGUACAAAAAUAAUAAAGUUAUAAAUUGUCAAUCAAAAAUUUUUAGUGGCGGAAUUUUGUGCCGGUGAGUGUAGUAUGAGGCUAGCACAAUGGCCACUUCGGUCUCAACGUGGCGAUGUCAGUAAAAUGUAAUCUCUUUGACUCUUUCUUCUGGUUUUAUAUUCUAAUAUGUGAAUUGAAAUUGAUGAGGUUGGGUAAAUUUCUUGAUCGUCCUAUUUGUAAUAAACGAGGUAUAAACGUUUUUAUUAAUUAAAUGUUUAUAUAAUGUGACGCAAUAAAGUAAAAAAUAUUUUUUGGUAAUUCCACAUUGUUGCCAAAAUUUCGUGGCAUAGCCAUUUUCACAUGUCAUGUGAUAUUUAAAGUUGAACAAUGAAAAUUUUAGUUUAGAAGUAUUUUCUAUGAUAUUUAAAGUAAUGGUCAUUUCAAAUGUAUUUCCGAUAAGAUAGAAAGUAACGUUUGAAUGUGUCUGCUACAUUAUUUUAAUAAUAAACUUGCAUUACUCUACACUUUAA
Diabrotica virgifera virgifera (western corn rootworm) is the source of this 5911-nucleotide messenger RNA. Its product is annotated as coiled-coil domain-containing protein 6. Bases 299 to 1558 code for a protein of 419 amino acids. NCBI's taxonomy places the organism in Eukaryota, Metazoa, Arthropoda, Insecta, Coleoptera, Chrysomelidae. The transcript has 6 exons. The record is from RefSeq and is a predicted model, not a curated record.